Spirometra erinaceieuropaei is the source of this 1347-nucleotide messenger RNA. The record is from the annotation of a GenBank genome assembly. Lineage: Eukaryota; Metazoa; Platyhelminthes; Cestoda; Diphyllobothriidea; Diphyllobothriidae.
AUGUCGAAGCCGUUUUUGCCUUCCCCGCCGUCUUGCGUAGCAAGGGCUGCGAGAGCUGCAGGACGCCUGAAUAGCCCACAAGGCCGAGGAGAUCUAAAGGGAUGCCAACUGCAAAGAAACAAGGAACUUCUUCGAUGCGAUCAAAGAGAUCUACGCCCUCCCCUCUCCCCAACGAAAGAAACUCCAUCGCUCCUCAGCUCUGAUGAAUCAAUGCUCCUGACGGAGAAGUCGCAGAUUCUGAAGCGCUGGGCCGAGGACAUCAAAAACGUCCUCAGCCGUCCCUCCACAAUCUCCGAAGCCAACAUCGACCAGCACCCCCAAGCGGUAAUCAACGUCGACCUAAAUCUUCCGCGCUCAGAAACCAUCAGCGCUGUCCAACAACUCUCCAGCGAGAAAGCACCAGGCCCCGGUGUGAUCCCAACGGAAAUCUACAGACACGGCGAUGACCGCCUGAUGGACCGACUCGCGACGCUAUUUGAGGAGAUUUGGCGCUGGGAACAAGUUUCUCAGGAUUUUAUGGACACAUCCAUCGUUUGCCUCCAGAAGCGAAAAGGGAGCGGGCAACUGCGUGAUACUCACAGAAAGAUCUUGCUACUCAACAUCGCCGGGAGGAUUUUCGUCCGCAUUCUCCUCGGUUGCCUCAACGGUCACCUAGAUCAAGGACUUCUGCCGGAAAACCAAUGUUGCUUCCGACGACACCGGGACACCGCCAACAUGGUCCUUGCCGCUCGCAAGCUACAGAACAAGUGCCAGGAGAUGCGAAUCUACCUUUACACUACUUUCAUUGUCUUUACAAGAGCCUUCAACACAGUGAGUUGUGACAGACUGUGGAAAAUCAUGCAGAACUUCGGUUGUCCUAAACGAUCCACGCACAUGGUGCGUCAGCUCCGUGACAUGAUGAUAGCGCGCGCCACGAACAACGGCGCAAUCUCCAAGGCAUUCACAGUGACCAAUGGAGUUAAGCAGGGCUGCGUUCUCUUUCCCACCCUCUUCAGCUUCACGUUCUCUGCCAUAAUGAUGGGCACCCACCGUAAAGAGUGGCCUGAGAUACGCAUCGCCUACAGAACCGACGGACAUCUCAACUGCAGGCGUAUGCAGGCCCACGCGCAACUGUCUACGGCUACCGUCCACGACGUGCACUUCGCCGACGACUACGCGCUCAGCACUACGGCCGAAGAAAACAUACAAUGGAACAUGGACCUCCUCGCCGCCGCCGGGUGCACAACUUUGGCCAGACUACCAACUCGGUGGUCAUACACCAACCAUCACCUAGCACGCAACACAGCACUGUCCCCCGAAUCAGUGUCAACGGCAACAAACUCAAAAAGCGUUGGCAAGUUCGCUUAG